Molecule: messenger RNA, 1353 nt
Organism: Galeopterus variegatus (Sunda flying lemur)
Lineage: Eukaryota; Metazoa; Chordata; Mammalia; Dermoptera; Cynocephalidae
Gene: NUP42
Product: nucleoporin like 2
Exons: 7
Coding region: 79-1350 (423 amino acids)
Cellular component (GO): nuclear envelope
Molecular function (GO): nuclear export signal receptor activity; metal ion binding
Source: RefSeq, a predicted model, not a curated record
GAGUGCGUUAAUUCCUUGGGAUUAUACACUCCUUGACUGCUGCAGCCUGAAGACCGUUCUGUCGGCGACACCGUCGCAAUGACCAUUUGUCAGUUCUUCCUUCAGGGCCGGUGCCGCUUUGGAGACCGGUGCUGGAACGAACAUCCCGGCGCCGGGGGUGCGGCCUGGGGACGUCAGCAGCCACAGCAACAGCCCUCAGGUAGUAACAGACGUGGAUGGAAUACCACCAGCCAGAGGUACUCCAGUGUCAUCCAGCCAGCCACUUUCUCCAAAUCCACACCAUGGGGGGGCAGCAGAGAUCAAGAAAAGCCAUCUUUCAGUUCUUUUGAUUCUGAAACUUCAACUAACAAGAAUAGGGGCUUUGGAUUGUCUCAGAACCCAUUUUCUUCACUUAGCUCUGAUGAGCAGAAAGAUGAAAAGAAACUUCUUGAAGGAAUUAUAAAAGAUAUGGAGGUUUGGGAAUCAUCAGGGCAGUGGAUGUUUUCCGUUUAUUCACCAAUGAAAAAGAAAGCUAAUAUUUCAGGUUUUACAGACAUUUCACCAGAGGAGUUGAGGCUUGAAUACCAUAACUUCUUAACCAGCAAUAACUUACAGAGUUAUCUAAAUUCUGUCCACCAGUUAAUAAAUCAGUGGAGGAAAAGGGUAAAUGAACUGAGAAGUCUAAAUACAUCAACUAAAGUAGCUUUGCUCUCUGAAGCAAAGGAUGAAGUAAAUCCAGCAGCACCUACAUUUGGAUUUGGCAGUGGGCAAGCAAUACCAUUUGGGUCACCAGGUUUUCCAGUGAAUAACAGCAGCAGUGAUAAUGCUCAGAAUUUCAGUUUUAAAACAAGCUCUGGAUUCGUCACUGCCCCUUCUGGAAGCCCUUCUGUGUUUGGGAGUCCUCCAGCAUUUGGAGCUAUAUCCUCUGCCAGUUCUGCCAUCUCUACUUCCACUCCAACUUUUGGAUUUGGGAAACCUGAAAUCACAUCUGCUGCUUCAUUUUCAUUUAAAAGUCCUGUAGCUUCCAGUGUUGUAUCACCUGGGUUUUCAGGAUUUCCAACAUCCUUGGCAGGAGGUCCUUUCGGAGCUCCAGUGGCCCCGGCCUUUGGAAGCGGCAAUUCUGUGGCUGGUUUUGGUGGUCCAAGCUCACAUUCUCACAGUGCUUUUUCCAAGCCAUCUAAUAGUGCUUUUGGAAAUGGGAGCAUAUCCACCUCUCUCCCAGUCUCAAAUGGCAUCAUCACAACAGAUAACGUAUUAUUCACACCCAAGGAUCAACUAACAGUAGGAGAACUGGAACAAUUUCAGUCCAAGAAAUUUACUUUGGGAAAAAUUCCAUUAAAGCCACCACCUGUGGAGCUUCUAAAUAUUUAAAAG